Messenger RNA from Metarhizium acridum CQMa 102, 903 nucleotides. The record is from RefSeq and is a predicted model, not a curated record. Lineage: Eukaryota; Fungi; Ascomycota; Sordariomycetes; Hypocreales; Clavicipitaceae.
AUGGCCCCCAAGCUCUCCAUCCACCCGCCGCUGCUCAACACCGCCUGCCCCUGGGCCACGACGCCCGAGCAUCUCGAGAGCCUCCUCCAGUGCCCUUCCACCGGCGCCAUCACCACCCGAACCAGCCUCAUCGAGGGGUUCCCCCACGACGACGCAAUCCACCGAUACGCCUUCUUCGACCCUGCCUCCAACCGCGCCCCAAAGACGGCCCCGUCCGCCGCCGCCCCAGUCGGCAGCAUCAAUUCCUUGGGCUACAGCCCGCUCCCCCUCGACGCAUACCUCGCCGCGCUCGCACGCCUGAGCGCCUCCCUGCCCAGCGUGCGCAAGACGGCCGUCGUCAGCGUCGCCGGCUCGCCCUCCUCCGUCGCCGCGUGCUACGCCCACAUCCUCGCCGCCUCGCCGCGCAUCUCCUUGCCGCUCGCCAUGGAAAUCAAUCUCGGCUGUCCCAACAUGCCGGGCUCUCCGCCGCCGGCCUACGAUCCCGUGCGCCUGGCCGAGUAUCUGGCCGCGCUGCCGGAAGAGCCGCGCAUACCAGUUGGCAUCAAGACGCCGCCGUACACGCACUCGGCGGAGUUUACCGCGCUAGCGGAUGCGCUGGCGCCGUACGCCGCGCGAAUCAGCUUCGUCACUGCCACGAAUACCCUCGGUUCGUGCGUCGUGUUUGGCGACGGCGGGACCGAGGCGUUGCCGGGGGCCGUGGGGGGCCUGGCCGGCGCGGGCAUUCACCCGCUGUCCGUGGGCAACGUGAGGAUUCUGAGAGGGGUGCUGGACGAGCGAGGACUCGCCGGCGUGCACGUCAUUGGCGUUGCAGGACGGCGCCGGGUACAGGAGGAUGAGGAGCGCGGGCGCCGUGGCCGUCGGCUUGGCGACGGCGCUGGGGGCCCAGGGCGUCGGCGUGUUUGA